AUGAACAAGAUGCUGGUUCCUGUUUUCACGGCCCUGCUGUACUUCGCAACGGCGGGCGCCCUCCUGUGCCACGUGUGUGUCAGACAGCAGCCGAACAAGACGUGUCUUGCAGGGAAAAGCAUGUGCAAGGCGGCUCCGGGGGAAUCCUGCUACCUCCAGACACUCCUCCUCGGGAACUUCCCCCUCUAUGCACAGCAGGGCUGCUUCAGAGAUUGCCAGGACCAAGUCGGAGGCACAUUCGUCCAUCACGACUUCCGCUGCUGCACCGAAGACUUCUGCAAUGCCUAG
Messenger RNA from Emys orbicularis (European pond turtle), 288 nucleotides. RefSeq names its product protein PIP-1-like. The coding region runs from base 1 to 288 and encodes 95 amino acids. The transcript is spliced from 3 exons. The record is from RefSeq and is a predicted model, not a curated record. Lineage: Eukaryota; Metazoa; Chordata; Testudines; Emydidae.